AUGCCUAAAGGUAAAAAGAAAGAAGUUUCGAGGAAUCUACCGACCAUGCCCGUGAGUUCCGCAAUGGACCUAGACGAUGAUCCUCCAGACUUUUUGCCUGAAGCCCCGGUUUUCACAAAGGUAGCAACCGACGACGCUGCUUAUAAAACUUGGGUAUGCUUAUACCCUGUCUACUUUGAUUCGAAAAAAACUGUUCAACAAGGAAGGAAAGUUAGAGCAGACAUUGCCGUACCAAAUCCCUUAGCGGUGGACAUUGCUGAAUCUGUGAAAACUUUGGGUGUAUCUUGUGUGUUUGAGCCACGUAAAACCCAUCCUACGGAUUGGAAAAAUCCCGGAAGGGUACGUGCACGAUUAUUUACUGAACUCAAGAAACCUUCUAUGGAUGACAUCCCUACGCGAAAAGAAUUGAUCAAACGUGUGGCGGAAUUAUUGCCCGAAAUUCAAAAAAAAAAUCCUCAGCAAUUCCCGCCACCUCAUUCCCCUGCUAUCUCUAAUGGGGCAUCGAAAGAAACAAAAACUCCUGAUGCUGGAGCAACGUCUAGUUCAUCUCCUUCAUCUUCAACAAGUGGACCAACCCCUGUAGGUGGUGGUUCGGGGUCUUCGACAUCCUCAAAGAAGAAGGGCAGAAAAGGUCGAAAAUAA
Molecule: messenger RNA, 642 nt
Organism: Acaulospora morrowiae
Lineage: Eukaryota; Fungi; Glomeromycota; Glomeromycetes; Diversisporales; Acaulosporaceae
Source: the annotation of a GenBank genome assembly